AUGGAAAGUUAUGCAGUAACAACACCAGAGAGACAAUCACAUUGGAAGGAACGUUUGAAAAUAUUAUUCAAAUUUCGAAAAGCUUUGAUUUUAAUUUUGGCUCCAAUCAUCUUCUUGCCUUUGAUUAUAAUUAUUCCCACAAGGCCAGCAAAAUGUGCUUAUGCUAUCUUAGUGAUGGGGGCAUAUUGGGUGUCAGAGGCCCUGCCUAUUGCGGUGACUGCCCUGUUGCCCAUAGUCAUGAUGCCACCACUUGGAGUCAUGGGCUCAAAACCAUUGUGCAUGAACUACCUCAAGGACACUAACUUUUUGUUUGUUGGUGGGCUGAUAGUGGCAGUAGCUGUUGAGAGGUGGAACCUUCAUAGGAGAAUGGCACUGAGGGUACUCUUAUUGGUGGGCUCUAAACCUCGCUGGCUGUUGUUUGGGUUCAUGUCAAUGACUGCAUUCCUCUCCAUGUGGAUCAGUAACACUGCAACUACAGCAAUGAUGACUCCAAUAGCAGCUGCUGUGCUUACUCAGUUAGGGGAAUGCAGACACCCAAAACAGAUGAACGGAGAAGCAAAAAAUGACAAAGAAAAGGAAUCAAAUAUUGACGACGUAGAUGCAAAUGAAAGCAAGACACCAAUGCUAGAGGAGGAUGUUGCCGUAACCAUCAUGGAUGCCAGUAAUGGUGCAAAUCACCAAGAAAACAGCCUGACUGAUAAAGAAUAUGAUGAUAUGUGUAAGGGAAUGACACUGAGUAUAGCUUAUGCAGCAAACAUUGGUGGGAUGGCUACACUAACUGGUACAGGUCCAAACUUGAUUUUAAGUGGAAAUGCAGAAAGUAUGUUUGGAGAAGAGGCUGGGAUCAACUUCAGUUCAUGGUUCGUGUUUGCAUUUCCUACCAUGUUACUAUGUCUCCUGGUUGCUUGGAUCUGGCUUCAGUUGAAAUACUUAGGUUGGAGGACACUGUGUGCCUGUUUUCUGAAGACCAGAGAAGUAUCAGAUGAAAGAGUCCAUCUUAUAAUUAGAAAUGAGUACAACAAACUGGGACCUAUGACCUUUGCAGAGAUCGCUGUGCUGUGCCACUUUAUACUGCUGGCUAUUUUAUGGUUCACUAGGAACCCACAAUUCAUCCCAGGAUGGUCAAGUGUCUUUGAAGAAGGGUUUGUGACAGAUGCUUCCACAGGGAUGACAAUAGCAGUGUCUUUGUUUAUUUUUCCAUCGAAGAAACCUAAAAUCUUCUGCUGCAAGGCUAAAGAAGAGGAAGCAGAACCUGUCCCUGCUUUGCUUGAUUGGGAAACAUUCCAGAAGAACUUUGCUUGGAACAUUCCAUUUGUACUCGGGGGAUCAUUUGCAAUCGCUGAUGCAUGUGGGGCAUCUGGUUUAUCACAAUGGUUGGGAGAUAAGAUGGCUGUGUUUGCUGAAGUGCCAGCAUGGGCAUUUGUUAUUAUCAUCUGCACUGUGAUUGGUCUGUUCACUGAGAUCACCAGUAAUACAGCAACUGCCUCUAUAUUUAUACCAAUUCUAGCUCAGUUGGGAGUUGGUAUGGGUGUGAACCCAUUGCUGUACAUGAUUCCAGCAACAUUGGCCUGCUCCUUUGCAUUCAUGUUACCAGUGGCAUCACCCCCCAAUGCUAUUGUCUUCACAUAUGGAAAGUUAAGGAUCAUUGAUAUGGUUCAAGCUGGCGUAGUUAUGAACAUUGUCUGCCUGCUUAUAGUAACAUUCACAGUUCUGACUUGGGGAACUGCAUUCUUCCAUCUCAAUACCUUCCCUGAUUGGGCAGCCAACAAAGCUCUACAAACUCUGGGGAAUAACACUAUAGGAAACUCGACAGGUUUAGAUCUGACUAACAUUACUGCUAUAUAUAAUGGAACUUGUAAUCUAAUAUGUGGAUAGAUUGUAGGACAUGUUUAAUUUUGUGUUCUAUUGUACAUGGUUGAAUUUUUGAAUUUUAGUAAAAAAGUUUGUUUUGGUCAUAUACUAGAAUAGUAUGACUGUGACUCUAAUGCAUUCCGGAUUGCUGAAAGAUCUUUUUAAAAAAACAACAAUGGCCAUUCUUUUUGUAACAAAAAUGCAACUAUCAACUGAUAUGAAAUUAGUUGGGCUAUUAUGUUGACGCUCUAUUUGAUAUAAUGAUGUGCAGUCAAGGUCCCUAUUACAAUAUGGUUUCUUUUAUGAUCAAUUUCCAAAUAUGGACAUAAUAAUUUGAAAUAUUGCAUUGAAUUGUAAAUGGUUUAAUGAAAAGGCUGAUGGAACAUAUAUUUUUUAUUUUUAAAAUGAAUUUUUAACCAAAAUUCAACUGCACACAUGAAUGUGCUUCAAAUGUUUUAUACAAUUUAAAUAUCUUACUGCUGGAUAUGGAACUUUGUGCUGUUU
Owenia fusiformis is the source of this 2355-nucleotide messenger RNA. The record is from the annotation of a GenBank genome assembly. NCBI's taxonomy places the organism in Eukaryota, Metazoa, Annelida, Polychaeta, Sabellida, Oweniidae.